Molecule: messenger RNA, 1788 nt
Organism: Trypanosoma rangeli
Lineage: Eukaryota; Euglenozoa; Kinetoplastea; Trypanosomatida; Trypanosomatidae
Exons: 1
Coding region: 1-1788 (595 amino acids)
Source: RefSeq, a predicted model, not a curated record
AUGUUUUACUAUGACGUGCUGCACCCUAUCAACGUUGCGCGGCUGCUGUAUGACAUGCUUUGCGUCACCGUGCGCUCCUUUAGCCCUGAGACGCUCGUUCGCAAGCGGGUGAAGCGCCGCUCAAGGAACGGGGACGACGCCACCACGGAGAAGCAGCAGCAGCGGGGUCGCCAGGUGCAGCAGUCAAGUCGGCCCGGCAGCCGUACUGCGUCGGUCAACACAAGCCUGAACGCGUCGGCCUUCACCACCGGGGAGUUGCCGCCGCCGGUACCGAACCGAAGUGCGACGGACGCGUCACGGACGCACCGCCACCGAAGUCGCAGCGGCGGCCGUCGCGAACGUGGCACCGACGGCGAUGGGCAAAAGGGCUGGAGGCAUUGGCGCAGCAUUGACGUCACAAAGCAGAUGGUGCUUCUGACGCACGUGCUGCGCGCCACCCCGGUCGCCGUUCUCCGCUUCUUCUGUCAAGUUCAGACUGACGCGGAGACUUUGCCGCUGCUGGACUUCAGUGACCUCGGGGCGACCGCGCGGCAGGUGUUGUGCCUUGGCGUGGACGCGGUGUUUGCACCCGGUCUUUUGCUCUCCUUCCUCACAGCGCGUCUCCUCUUGGGCGUCGCCCAGCAGUAUAUGAUGGAGCGCUUUUUUUUUGAGACGAACCUGGUGGUGCGCAACCUUCGCAGCCGCCGCGCGUGGCGAAAGGCGCUGGGGUGGUCCCUGAGUCUCUCAGCCCGCACAAUCACGGACCCCAUCGCGUUCAGCGCCUUGACGCCGAUGCUGCUGAACCGCGUGCAGGACUUCUCGUCGGUAUCGGGGCCGCUGCGGUAUACCCCCGCGGGCGUCAGCAAAGGCCUCGCUAUGGGCUUUGCGGGGGUUGUGCUGGAGAUGAUGAUUGUGCCGGCCGCCUCGCAGCUCUGCCAGCGCGCCAUUGUGGGCACCGCAGACGCCGCGGAGUAUUUGCUGCUGCGCCGCUACGCACGACGGGGGGUGAGGGUCGCUGGGGAGGCCAAAGACGACAACGCCAGCCAUGUAAACAGCGAGGAUGAACGGGGGGAUGGUGCGGGCAGCUUUGCGGGAAGCCUGAACAGCAGCCGCAUGUCUCUCAGAGAGAUGGCGGGGGUGGGGGCGAAGGCAUCACAUGAAGGACCUGGCGCACACUCCCGCGAGGAGCCACGCAACGCGGAGCGGCUUCGUCGUCGUCUAGAGGCCGCGGAGCGCAAAAAGGCGGAGACGGAGGUUAGAGUUAUCUGGCGAGCCAUCAUCUACCGUGUCUGCUCCUUACUUAUUGCACAGUGUUUCGUACAGCAUCCGUUGACAGUGCUCGCCCACAUGUUAUAUGGUCGUGCUGUGCUGAAUGCCACGGGCCUGCUUAAGCUCUACGACGACGCCCCCGCCGUGCCGCUCACGUGGACGGACUACUUGCAAUUUCUGCGGAGUUGCGGUAGUGUUGAGGCGGGAGUGGAACAAGGCAGCGGAGUGCGGGCAGUGGAACUACUGCGCAGCAUCGGUGGUUUUAUUGGCUAUGAGGUGAGUAUGGUGUCCAGCUGCAUACGUUGCUUUUCCACGCGGGAUGCGGCCAUUCGUGCACUUGUUGCACACGCCGAGCAGAGGCGCACAAGUAGGGACGGUCAUGAUGGGGUUGAUGCGGGACCCUCUGCCCUGGAGAGUGUGGAACUUAUGUUUUUGAGUGCUGCGUCCCUGUCCCCGCUAUUCACGGCCGUGCACUUUACAGCAAUUGAAAAGCUGCUAGCAUUCUACAUGGACGUCUGGGUGCGCCUGCGAGGGGAGUAG